AUGUGUGAAUGUUUAGAUGAAGCAACAGAUAAUUGGGGUAUUAAAGUUGAACGUGUUGAAAUCAAAGAUGUACGUUUACCACAUAUGUUACAACGUAUUAUGGCCGCUGAAGCUGAAGCAGCACGAGAAGCAAGAGCAAAAAUUAUUGCUAGUGAAGGUGAAUUUAAAGCAUCACGUGCAUUAAAAGAAGCAGCAGAUAUUCUUUCACAAUCACCAUAUGCUUUGCAAUUACGUUAUUUACAAACAUUAAAUGGUAUUGCAACAGAACAAAAUUCAACGACUGUUUUUCCAUUACCAAUUGAUCUUCUUUCAUUAUUUCAAAAACCUCAAUUACAUUCAAAUACAUUUGUAUUUAAAAAACCACCAACAACAUCAACUAAGAUGGAUAUUCCAAUUGCAGAUACAAUAAUAUCAUCAACAACAGCAACAGAUAUUUACUGUAUUGAAUAUAUUUUCCUUGUCUAUGAAUAA
Rotaria sp. Silwood2 is the source of this 471-nucleotide messenger RNA. The record is from the annotation of a GenBank genome assembly. NCBI's taxonomy places the organism in Eukaryota, Metazoa, Rotifera, Eurotatoria, Philodinida, Philodinidae.